GCCUUCAGGGCGCAGGCGGCGGCUUAUCGCCGAGCUGCUCUCCACCUCCUCCUCCUCCUCGCUCCCCCCCCUCCUCCUCCUCUCCUUGUCUCUACAGAGAAAAGGUGCCGCGCAGGUUCCGCUUCGGCUCGUCAUCCAGCCGCCCCGUCCUCCUCGCCGAGGGCCGACGCCGCUCCCCUCCCCCUCCUUCCCUUUUCCCCCUCCCUCCCCUUCCUUCCGUCGGUCCGUCAGUUGGGGUUGCGCGCGCGCGCGCCAGGGGCGCGGGCCCAAGCCUCGUCCCCCUCGCGCUCCCCUCACGGGCGUCUCGGAGCCGGACGGGUCCCGGCCUCCCUCCUCAUUCCCCGGCCGGCGUGAGCGAGCCCGGGGAGCGGCCUCUAUACCUCCGCGCGCGCUCACAGACACACACACAUUACCCGGCCGCCUCCUCCGAAGCCAUGGCGGCGAGCGCCAAGCGGAAGCAGGAGGAGAAGCACCUGAAGCUGCUGAGGGAGAUGAGCAGCCUCCCGCCCAACCGCAAGUGCUUCGACUGCGACCAGCGCGGCCCCACCUACACCGACAUGACGGUGGGCAGCUUCGUGUGUACCUCCUGCUCCGGCAUCCUGUGAGUUGAGGAGAGGAGAGUUGAGGAGACGUAGAGAAAAAAGAGACACAGAGAAAAAGAAAGGAAGGAGGAGGAGGAGGAGGAAGGGUUGACCUCCUCCCAGGCGGGAGGAAACAAUCGAGAGCUUUAAGCAGGCGAUGGGAGGGAGGGGUGGGUGGUGGAGCUGAGGAGAAAUAAGGGGGGCUGGGAGGGGAGGUUGGUGAAGACUCCCCACCCCACCCCGCUCCUGAUCCCAUAUGGGAAUUGGCAGCGGUCUCGGGGAGGGGGGUGGGUGGGUGGGGAGAGGCUGAAGCGUAAACGAGACUGCGGGCAGUUUGCGGUGGGGGGGGGGGAUUCAUUUUUUCUUUCCUCUCAUUUCCCCCAUAAUUGCUGGGCCAGACCCUUUGAGAGGAAUGGGGCGCGUGGUGUUGGGCGGAGAGCGGGGGUGGGGUGGGGGUUGCUCGUGUGUCUUUCAGGCGAGUGACAGGGGCACACGGUGUGCAAGAGGGCUGCGCAUGGGUACGGGUGAGAAUUGGGAGACCAGGUUGAAGAGAUCCCCGGAAAGAAAAGAAGGAAGCUGAUGUGGUGGAGGAUAGAUGGUGUGGGGCUUGCUGAAUCUUCCAGCGUCCCUUAAGUGUAGAAGGGGUGGGUUUUAUUUCCUCAAAAGUGGGAGGAAUAUCGGUAAUGAAAAAUGGAGGGUCUUAACGAGCACAUUCUCUCUGUAUAUAAAGUGUGCUACGCUUUUAGGAGGAGGGAUGCAAACUUUUUCUGCUAGUUUGAUCAAGUUCCCUUAGAGCAUAUGAAAGGCUAGAGGUGGACAGGUGCCAAUUGUGAUAUUAACCCAGGAAGUAUGUAAAAAGGGUGGGGAAAGCUUGACAAAUACUCUGCAGAUGCAUUUUUAUUUUUUGGUACUCGUGUAAUUAAGAUGGCAAAUACGCUUUUGCCUGAGUGUUCCCUUCAUGGAUUUGAGUUUAUUGAGCACAUUAAAAAUUUGCCUUGAGGGUUUACAACAGGAAACAGAUUAAUGAUUACUGGUUAACCUCUGGAUUUGAGUUCACCAUGCCAGUUGUUUAGUUAGCAUAAUUUGGUCUUUUUUCGUACCCCAAUUAAUAUCAAACUUGCUGUGCAAAUGGUUUGCAAACUGUGCAAAUUGUCCCUCAUCAUUUUGAAGCAGUUGCAGUUUUCUCCAGCAUGUUAUCCUUUUUACCUUGCAAGAUUUGUUUUGUUCAACCACAUGGUGUUGCACAUGGAACUUGAUUUGCUGUGACAGUUACUAAAAUGAAGGUACGGCACUUGUCAAAUAGAUCAGAACUGUUGACUCCUGCUCAUAGAGCUCAUAGGUAGAAUAUGUGCUUUGUAUGGAAGGUUCCAAACUGACAAUUGGAUAUCCAGUUUAAAGCGUAUAGUAAAGAAAGUCACUGGAAGGUCUUAUGCUAAAUAACUUGUAGAACCAAAGUUAUAGUGCUCCCUGUGUGACCAUGUUUAAGGAAUCCAUCACUUGCCAUCCAUAAUUAGACACAUGUGCAUGUAAAAAGUUGUCCAUAAAAAUUAUAUGUAAAAAGACUUGCUGUCAGCACCAUGUACUUAUAUUAUAUACUCACAAAUUUACUCUUAAUUGAUUUUUACUAGUUCACCAUUACAAGUACACAUGAAAGUAACUUUAGCCAUAUCACUAUUUCCGUUGAGUCACUAAUCCUUCCUGCAGUAAUCCUUAUACAGAGGUGUAGCUUAGAUGUAUUGCUGAAGUUUCCUAUUUAGUACUUGCAGGAAUCAUUGGUUCUCUCACUUUCAGACCUUUGGGUUCUAUUUCAUACAUUAUAGCAGUGGCAAAGUUGCUGCUGAACUUUUGCAGUUGAAAUUAGCAUAACCAUUCUCAAACUGAGACGACCAUGUGUGAUAUGACAAGGGAUGAUGGAAGUUCAACAGUGUCUGGACCGUAAAUUUGCCACACACAUUUUAAGGAACAGGUUUGAUUUUAAGAAGGCUGAAGAGACAAAUAUGGAGGGAGGUGGAGCAAAUAAACUUCUUCCUGUUUGCUUGUUUAUUAGACUAUAUUGCUUGGAGAUUUUUGAAAUAUUAAGCAGUUUAAAUAAAUCAAUUUCUUGGACAUAUGUGCAUUUUUAGAGUAGAAAAAUCUGUUAAAUUAAUAAAACUUCAAUGCUAGCAAUACGAUGCUUAAAUAAAUUUCAAAUACUUUGAUGAUGCUAUUAUUAUUAUUUAUUUAUGUGCUGCCCAUCUGACUAUGUUACCCCAGCCACUCUGGGUGACUUCCAACAAAUUAGAACACAGUAAGACAUCAAACACUUAAAAAUCAAAAUAAUAUAUGAAACCUCAGGUUAUCUAACAUUUUUAGCUUUCCAGAUCUUAAGUAGGUAAAUAGUAGGGAGAAAAUGUCACAGAUUCAAGGCAACCAAGUGAAUCUGUAUCUUUACAAAGUACUUUAAACCAUCCAGUUCCUUAGUCCCUUCAAAAGAUUAAUGUCCUUAAGAGAAAGGGCUAUGGAAUUGAGAUCUGAUAUUCUUAAUUGAUUCCUGUCAAAUUAUAAAUUCAUUAAACUAAAAUUAUUAGGCCUAACUUUUCACUGCUCUUGGAUAAGUACUCCAAAACAAGUACUAACACUUAGAAAAAGGCAAUUUUCUUUCAUGCCUAAGAUUCUUCAGAGCUAGGAUGGUUUCUUUGACCAAUUGUAGCUUCAAGGUAUAGUAGAACUUUAUUUUCUUCUUGAAAAGUUUCUAGAAUGACUUCCUUCAAUUUUCUUGUUUUAUAGACGAGGUUUAAAUCCACCUCACAGAGUGAAGUCCAUUUCCAUGACCACAUUCACACAGCAAGAAAUAGAAUUUCUGCAGAAACAUGGGAAUGAAGUAAGUAUUACAGACUUGUUUUUAAGGGAAUAAAUAGUCCUCAAAUGAAUGUGAUUUAUCAUUCUUCAAGAAGAAUGAUAAACCACACUGAUUUUGGUGUUGGUAAAAAUGGAGUGUUAAGUAGACAUGGUGCAGGAUGGUCAUAGAUUUAUAACCCACCCUGCCCAGCACCCUGAUGGGUAUUAGAAAUGGCAAAUUAUCAUCAGAUUAUCAUCACUUGAUCAGUGGGGAGGAUGCAGUGACCGUCAUCCUGAGCUGAGUGUGGACCAACUGGGGGCUGUGUGUGAGGGUGUAUCUUGUGUGUGAGGGACAGUGGCCAAACCCACCCACUAGCAUGUGCACCCUAGAGAGAUAGCCAAGGAUGAAUACAGCCCCUAAGGCAGAAAAGGUUAGCCACUCCCAUUGCUGAAAAUGAGAACUGAAAUUUUCUUUGCUGUUUGUAGCAAAAAAAUAGUAUUUGAGAACUAUGAAACUUCAGACCCCUCCAAAUUGGUUUCUGCAGCAGGAACGAUGUCUCAUAGCCUUGUGCCAAUUGUGUUUGUUACUCUUUUUCCUUUUUCUUCUACAAAACUGUUUAUUGUUCAAAAUACCGCAGUGCUACAUUUUUCAGUGUGGGUAGAACUGCUGUUAAAGAUGAGUGGUCUUUCCUCAAACCACUUAAUUCCCAUCCAUUUUACACAGGGCAGCAGUAACUUGCCAUAUGUUAAUUAUAGGGAGAAAGGAAGAAGUUGCUGCAUGUGGGAUCUGCGAAAUUACCAGAAAAUGUAAUGGUUUUGUAAUAUAAAAAUUGAAAAUCCUGGAGGAAAGAAGAACCUAAGUAGAGCCUGUUGAAUCAGGCCAGUAGCCUGUCUAGUCCAGCAUCCUGCUCACACUGGUGAAGCAGGUGCCUUUGGGAAGCCUGGAAGCACCUGCCCACCUGCAAUUCCCAACAACUUGUAGAACAAGCAGCUGUUGAUAGCCUUGUCCUCCACGAACUUAUCUUAAUAGUCUGUUAAAGCCAUCCAAGUUGGUGGCCAUCACUGCUUUCUGUGGGAACCAGUUCCAUUGUUUUAAGUAUGAAGAAAUACUUUCGUUUAUCUGUCCUGAAUCAUCCAGGGUUCAGCUUCAGUGGAUGUCGACGAGUAGUGGUGUUAUGAACAGGGUUUGAAAUUAGCAGGGUGCCAGGCACAUUUUGCACCUAAAGAGUCUCCAUUUGUGAGCACCUCCAAACGUCUGGGUGCCAUUUUUUUGUGCCUGGCUGACAUUCAAGGAUUACUGAAAUGUAUGUGAUUUGAAGCUUCGAAGUCUAUGUUAAGGACAGACAAUAUGUUAGGGAGUUUAACAAUAAAGAGUAGAGUGUUUUGUAAACUGAAGUAUGGUACCAAUAUUUUUAUUGUAAACACAGAAAUAAACAGGUAUUAACAAUUUCUGCUAAAAAUGUGGUAUCAACAAUGUGUCACUUGUGUGAAUUGCGUAUUAAUUCAGGCUUAUCAAAAUAAUAAAUAAAAAGUGUUGCUUCCACAACCCAGGUCCCAGGAGCCAUUUGGCUCCUAGCUUUUCUAUUCCAGUUUCUAACACUGGUUAUGAGAGGAGAAAAACUCUUCUCUGUCCAUGCUAAAGCUGCUUCAGCAAACCUUGUUCUUCUGUAUGUUCGGCUAUUUUAUCUUUAACAAUACUUUCCACCAGUUUUCCUAGGGCAGAUAUAGCUAACCAGCCUGUAAUUUCCAGGAUCUCCUCUAAAUCCCAUUUAAAAAAUUGGUGUUACAUUGGCUACUUUCCAGUCCUCUGGUAUGGAGGCUGAUUACGAGGGACAAGUUACAUAUUUUUGUUAGAGGUUCAGCAUCUGAGUUCUAUGGGCGGAUGCCAUCUGGACCCAGCAAUUUGUCAGCUUUUAUUUUGUCUUUUAAGCCUAGAACUUCAUCUCUUAUCAGCCACUAUCUGCCUCAGUUCCUCAGACUCCCUUCCUGCAAAAGUUAGUUCAGGCUCUGGGAUUUGCCCCAUGUCUUCUGUUGUGAAGGCAGAUAGUUAUCAGAUUACAGGCAUUGGUUCUGGAAUCUUCUAGAAAUAAUCUCUUAACAGCAUUGUAAAAGAUCUAAGUAAAUUUGGCAUAAAUUAGGGGAAGACUAUGUUUUGAGACUUGACACUGAACACAUGGCAUCUCAUGAAAUGAGUACUUCAUUUAGGCAUUAGCAGGGUAUCCCAACUACUUUAUGAAUGCCAUAAAGACACCAUAAAUAAUAAAAUUGUAGGUCUUUAUAGUCAAAAAAAUAGUAGGUGAUAGCUAAUACACAUGGAUGGAGCCUGGCCCAUGACUCUGUCUUACAUUAUUCAGUCAGGUCAUCUGCUUGCUGAGGAAUAUAGUUAACUUACAUUGGCAAUAAACUUUUCCAUUCUUUGGCAAUCAGUUAAAAGUUAUUUUUAGAAAGGGGUUUAUAGCACUUAGUUUUUCUGGUAGAGCAUAGUGAAACAUAAUUAUGCUUGAUUAGAGGAUAAAAGAAUAUCACUUGUGCCAAUCUAUACUUUUCUUGUCUAAACAGGCAAACAUAGUUGGUGUUUAACCUUCAAAAUGGGAUUAAGAACCUGGUUUUGAUUCUGUUUUGCUACAUAACAGGAUUGGAGUUAUUAAUUUCCUGAUGCAAUGGGACGAAGCACAUAAAACCAAAGCUCCUUAGGCCUUGUUCUUUUAACCCUAAACCUUUUGCAGCAUUAGGGCAAUAGAAUUCUCAUAGUCUGACAGUCUAUCCCAUGUGUAAGGUGGCAUGGUCUUCAUUGGGAGGGUUGUCCUCUGCAGUGCACUAAACUUAAUGUUUCAAGGCUUUGACCCUUUGGUGUAGUAAUCUCCCUCAAACUUAUGUUAUAUCUAGGAUGACCAGGGCUAUGUGUGCCAACCUUUUCUGCAAUACAAAUUCUUACAAAUAUUGAUGCCCCUAUGAUGCAUGUGUAAGCUAAUUGUGACGCUAUACGAAUUUAUCAUAGGUGGGAGCCAACAUCAACAUAGCUUCCCUAAAGUUUGCAUAUUUGUUUACUGUAUUAUUGUCCUUUUUUCUAUUAGUUAUUGUCUCCCAGAGCAGCUCACAUCAGUUAAAAAGAGAGAAGGGCACUUAUUAAGCCACAAAAGGAAAGUGGAGGAAAAAGGUAGGGGUGGGAGAUCAGUUCUUUAAACCCAUAACAAAGUGGUGAGAAAUAAAUGGGCAUUUAUAUCCUCUUGGGACCAGGCUAAUCAGUAUAUUUUUCUUGUUUCUCUAUAUUUUUCUUGUUUUAUCGGAAAUGUAAUAUGAGCAGUUGUGGUCAUAAGUUACUGUUGAAAGAUGCAGAAACUAUUAAAGGGUCUCUGUAAGCAGUUGUGGUAUUUAGAGCAAUUCCUUACACAAAUACUUGACAAGUACAACCUUCUUACAUUUUGAUAAAUUUAUUUUGGUCUACUUAAUAUUUUUUAUUGUGUGAUACACAAAAGUUGUUCCCAUUACAGUAUUUGCAAAGGAAUAAACUGCUGCAGAUGAAGAGAUACUGUGCCAUAAUGAAUUACUAUGCUCACAAAACAGGAGUGAGGCAGUUCCUGUAGAAAUAGAAUAGAAUGUAAUCAAGUAAAAUGAAAGUGGUAUAGAGGGAAUAUUUAAAUGUCUUAUAAAGGCAGCCAAGCAAGUAAUUCCUGACUGAAGUGCAAUUAUUAUUUAUGGAGUAUCUAAAAUUGUGUUGGACUAAUGCUUUCAGUUCUUGCAUUUCUAGGAAGCAUAUAUUAGCCAAUAGAUCAGUGACUAAGACAAAGGAAUUAGGGUAUUUACUGAAUACAAGUUACUGCUUGCUUACUCAGGAACACCAUUUCAAAAUCCUUCCUGUGGCAAGUUUCGCUUGUACUAUAGUUCUGCUUUGUUGCUAUGUCAAAUUGUAAAUCUAGUAAUUGGCUGCUGCAAAAUAUACGUUAUUCAUUCAUUGUAUGGCAUAUUCUGAAAUGUUCAUUAUCUUUAUUACCAAACGGUUUUCAUACAGAGUAGUCUACAGAUGAAUGAAAUGUGACUUAUUUGUAAUUGUGUAUCAGACCACCUAUUUUUAACUAGAAGUUACCCAAAUGAGCUCUGUGCCAUAAGGUGGAAAAUACUGGGAUACAGGUUUUUAACCAGUCUGCAUAAGCAGUAAUGUGCAGUUGCAUCUUGAAUGAAAGCUAAACUGGCACUCCAGUCAUUCCAUCCUUGCAUCAACUGUGGAAAGUCUUUUCUAGGAAAUAGCAGGAGUGUACACGAGGAAGCUUUCAUAAAUCAAAGCAUGCUUUUCAGUACAUUAACAACUUAGUUGCUUUAAUUUAAAUUGGUUCACUUUUUGCUAGGAUUUGAGAUAUAUACAGCUUAUAGCUCUCUACCUGUAUUAUCCAUUCACUUGCAAAAACCUAUUGAUAAUUUUCUUAAGCUUAGUGUUAAUAUUUUGUUUCUAGAAAGAAAAUUAAAUUAUUGUGCCUGCCUGCCUGCCUGCACUUAGGCAGCUAGCUGUUCCUGGCCAACUUCCUGGUUUAUAUUAGUCAGGGUGACCCAUGGGAGUCCUCAUUUUCGUCAUUGCUGUUAAAUGCAGACUGGCAACAACAAUCUGCAUGCAAAAUCCCAGUUUCGUUGCAUUUGCUAGGAGGGAAUAGAUGCCCUUAUCCCUGAACACAUUUAUUCAGCUUUAUGCAACAAUUGUCCCAUCCUAUUGCAAUGAACUGAGCAACCACUUGGUCUCCUGCUGUAAUAUAUGGGAUGCGGGUGGCGCUAUGGUCUAAACCACAAAGCCUAGGGCUUGCCGAUCAGAAGGUCAGCGGUUCGAAUCCCCGUGAUGGGGUGAACUCCCAUUGUUGGGUCCCAGCUUCUGCCCACCUAGCAGUUUGAAAGCAUGUCAAAGUGCAAGUAGAUAAAUAGGUACCGCUCCAGCGGGAAGGUAAACAGCAUUUCCAUGCGCUGCUCUGGUUCGCCAGAAGCGGCUUAGUCAUGCUGGCCACAUGACCUGGAAGCUGUCUGUGGACAAACGCCGGCUUCCUCGGCCUAUAGAGCGAGAUGAGCGCGCAACCCUAGAGUCGUCCGUGACAGGACCUAACAGUCAGGGGUACCUUUACCUUUAUCACAAUGAACUGAGCAACCACUUGGCCACCUGCUGUAAUAUAUACAUUAUAAAAAAAAACAUUUUAAGUCCUGUGGGUCUCCUUAUGUGUUGCCAUUAUGCCAAAAGGCCUUUUGUGUCCCCAAUUUUAAGUUUAUCUAUUUAAAAAAGUAUUAGUUUUUUUUAAAAAAACCAAAAAACACACAUUUUUUCUUACAGACCACUCCCAUGAUGUGAUUCUGUGAUGUCAAAAGGCUUUUGUGUGCUCCCCUCAACACCUAAUCUGUGUCCUUUUUAAAAAAUGGCCCCCAGCAUCCUCUUCUAGAAAGCCAUAACCAGUUUGGAAACUGUAUGGUUUGUUUCGGAAACCUUUUUGUACCAAAUUACCGUAUUUUUCGCUCUAUAACACGCACCAGAUCAUAACACGCACAUAGUUUUUAGAGGAGGAAAACAAGAAAAAAAAUAUUCUAAACGAAAUAGUGGAUAUAUGAUUUUUGUGGUUCAUGCUGUGGCCACAGACAUGUGAUCUGACAGUGAGUUUGGAGUAGCCCAAUGCAAAAAUCUUGAGGAUCCAUGUGGAUCCAUGCUUUGUAACCACGGAGGAGGGAAGGAAGGGGGUCCAUGGAUCCUCUGCUCACGACUGCAGCAGAUCCCCCCCGCCACCCACAGGCAUUCGCUCCAUAACACGCACGGACAUUUCCCCUUACUUUCUAGGAGGAAAAAAGUGAGUGUUAUGGUGCAAAAAAUACGGUAUAUAUAUUGGACUAGAAUGCAUCUUUCAAUUAACCAUUGGUAUUAAUUUAGGCAUUCAAGGUCUUUUGAAUUACAAAUAAAAAUUUAGAUGCAUUUUUACAGAAAUGUAUGUAAAGGUUUGAAACAAAACCCCUCAAAGAGGUAAUUUGUAAAUUGCAGAUUUUUAUUUGGGGUAAAACCUGUUGUAUACUGUUUUAGGGGCCUUUGUUUGGGUUGAAAUGCAGGAUAAGAAUAACUGAACGUCAUGUUUUGGUGAUACUAUAUUAAACAAUUACACUGUCAUAAAACGGAUGGAGAUUUAUGAAAAGCACUGAUAUGCACACCAGUAAAUUCUUAAGCACAAUGCUUAUUCUGCUUCUUGAUAUAAAUAGUUACUAUUGUAGAGGAGCUAAAUGGCCUUGCAGGUAUGCAUAGCAAGAUCAGAUUACUGUGUCUCAAUGCACACCUAUAAAUGCUUACUCCUAAAGUAACCUGGUUGAACACGGUGGGACUUAACUCCUUGGUAAGUGUAUGUCUGCACUGUUUAUAUGAAUUAAAUGAUCAAGUUGAAAUUGAUUUAACCUAAUACUGUAUUGUGUUUCCUCCACAAGGUGUGUAAACAGAUUUGGCUAGGAUUAUUUGAUGAUAGAUCAUCAGCAAUUCCAGACUUCAGGGAUCCUCAAAAGGUCAAGGAAUUCUUACAAGAAAAAUAUGAAAAGAAAAGAUGGUCAGUACACACCUUAUUUUGCUAGUAUUUUAAAACAACUUUUUUUGUUGCUAAAAUUGGUGUUUCUUAUUUUUGCUAGUAUAACUAUCAUUUAAGUAUAUACAUGCUCUUAUCUGUAUUGUUAUUUACUUUGUCUGGAUGCUUUGCAGGAAGAUAGCUUCCCACGAUUCAUUUCUAAUUGCCAAAUCUUGAUCACUAGCUUAGAGAUUACACUGGUCAACAACAAAUUUGUUGUCUGGGUUUUUUCAGCUGAUUUAGGAUGAAUCUGAUGCGCUGAAUCCAAAAAUCACAUUGGUUUUGCUCAAUCAGGUCAAGUUUUUGAGCUAUGGCCACAUGUCUUUUUUACGUUUUUGUUCACAUGUACGCUUGUGUGGAGCAUUUUAGAAGAAGUUGGUGGGGGUAAAAUGCCUUGUCAAAUAAUUGUUUUGAUUGGAAAUGAUUAUUUUAAUGACAAGAAGUAUUCAGGUCCGAUAGUUCUGGGUGAUUAUGUCAAAAAGGGAUCAGUUUGAAGUCAUAAAACCUCGAAAUCUUCCAUAAAUUGGUCCAGCAAAGCAUAAAGUUGGGGGGAUCAAAACUAAGUUAAUGGGGCAGCCGCCCCACAAAAUAUCCUGAUCUUCAAUCAGCACGUCGUCCUAUAGCUCAUUGUGAUGAAAUUCCAGUGCCUAUCUUCGAAGAACUUCCUGACAUUAGUGACGAAGAUGCCUCCAGUGUUGAAGGACAUGAAGAAGAAGAAGUGGUUCUUGAAGAUGAUGCUCUACAUCCAUUUUCCCAAAAGGAGUUGAAUGAUCUAGUUCGCGACCUCAGCUUGUCAAAGGACUCUGCCGAACUGUUGGCAUCCAGAUUGAAGGGAAAAAAACCUCCUCUCUGACAGUGCUCGCAUCAGCUUCUUGCGCAACAGGCAUCAAGAGUACCUCCGUUUUUUCUCGGAAGAGAAGGACUUGGUGUACUGUGCAGAUAUUGCGCAGCUUCUGCUCAAGCUUGGAGUGCCACAGUACAAACCCAACGAUUGGAGACUGUUCAUUGACAGCAGCAAGCGAUCACUGAAAUGUGUUCUGCUACACAACGGCAACCAGUUUGCCUCUAUACCCCUGGCUCACUCGAGUACACUGAAGAACUAUGAAGCGGUGAAGUAUGUGCUGGAGAAAAUUGGUUAUGAUCAGCAUAAGUGGUUUAUUUGUGUUGACCUGAAGAUGGUGAACUUUUUGUUGGGACAACAGUCUGGCUUCACCAAGCACCCAUGUUUUCUUUGCAUGUGGGAUAGUAGGGACCGUGCUCAGCAUUACAUGAAGAAGGACUGGCCUGUGCAGGAGGAAUUGGUGCCUUGCAAAGAAAGGAACGUCAUCAACGACCCUCUGGUGGACAGAGACAGAAUACUCUUCCCACCGCUGCACAUCAAGCUCGGCUUAAUCAAGCAGUUCACCAAGGCUCUGGACAAGGAUGGUGACUGCUUCAUUUACUUGUGCCAGGCUUUUCCAGGAUUGACCAUGGAGAAGUUGAAAGCUGGCAUCUUUGACGGUCCUCAGAUCCGUCAGCUCAUCAGAGAUCCAGAGUUCGGAAACUCAAUGAACGAAGUGGAACUGGAAGCGUGGAAGGCAUUUGUUCUGGUAGUGAAGAACUUUCUUGGCAACAAUAAGGCCAGAAACUAUGCAGAACUUGUCAACAACAUGCUGACUGCUUUCAGAAACCUGGGCUGCAACAUGAGCGUCAAGAUGCACUACCUAUUUUCACAUAUGGACCGGUUUCCUGAGAACCUGGGUUCAAUGAGUGACGAGUAGGGGGAGAGAUUCCAUCAGGACAUGAAAGAGAUGGAGACCAGGUAUCAGGGUCGCUGGGAUGCAGUCAUGAUGGCUGACUACUGUUGGACUCUGAAGAGAGACCUCCGUGCUGCUGAGCAUUCCAGGAGUUCCAAGAAACAGAAGUUCAAGCCCUGAAGUUUGAAAAAUGGUGAAGCAACAUGCAAUUUACGUGUACUUACCUUUAUCAAUGCCCACCAUUCAGUUUACAGAAAACCUGACCUGAUGGAGAGAAACGGAUGCCAUUUCCUGAUUCAGCAGUACAAAAAUACCCUAAAUCAGUUGUAGAAGUUGUAGACAACGUUCAAAAAGUAAAAAAUUGUUGCCCAGUGUUAUUCCUCUCGGGCCCCUGGAACUACUUCCUUUCUCCAUUAUUAUGAUGAUGUUUCAUUGGGCUUGGGCUAGCAUGAGGGUUGGCACUUCUCCCAAAGAAUACAAAACUAUUGUUCCUGACCACAAGGAGCAGGGUAUUCUAAAACGAUCCGUUAGGUAGUAUUGAGGGUAAGACUGGACAAAGGAAAAUUUGCCAGGAAGCAGUUCUUGUGGCAUAGGAGCAUGCGUUCCCUUUUUAUAGUAACUUUCAGGCAGGCUUGUUGACAGUGCCUAUGAUUGACUAAGCCAGUCUGUAGGUACUGGACAGAAGCAGGAUGAAGGUUAAGACUGCAAAUUCAAAUCCCAGUGAUGGGACUUUUUGGAGGAGAAGCGACAUAGCUCAGUGGUAGAGCAUCUGAUUUGCAUGCAGAAGGCCCCAGGUUCAUUACCUACAACCUCCAGUUAAGGCAGGAAGUAUCUCCCUUCUGAAGCAAUGGAGAGCCUCUCCCAGCCAGGAUAAACCUAGCUAGCUGAACCAGUGGUCUUCUGUAGCAUGAGACAACUUCCUUUCCCCACUACUUAUGUGGCAAAAUAAUUUAUUACAUACAUAUUGCUUCCACAAAGGUGGAAAACAUGACAAAAACAUACUCUUUGGUAGGUGUACGUGAAGUUAAAGAGAUGUACAGGUUUACUGUAUAUUCAAUGAACACUGGAUUUUCCUCAAUGAAAUAGACACUGAUGUGGGAAACAGUCUUGUAUGAGCAGACCUUGGGGAUACUUCAGUUUGGGAUUUAAAAUGUCAGUAGCAUUAAUUGAGAAUUUAGUUUGUUUAGUGUACCAUUCAAUGAAUUCCUUAAAGUUUAGUAUGCUGCCAAAAUACUGUAAAUUUUAUAACACAUUCCCAAAUGUGCAGCAUGUUUGAUUUGCUCUUCUUGAGGUUAGUGCACCUUAGCAGCAGUUGACAUAAACAUUAAGAGCUGUACAGUUACAGAAAUUGUACUUGAAACUGUUAGAUGAUAUUGCCCACUGCCUCCAUUCAUUCAUUACCUUAUACUCUUAAGACCAGGACUGGCAAGUUAUCAGAGUAUUUGAGAUGGAUUCUAGGGCAGACAACUGCUGGUAGUAGCUUAACUGGAAUUGAAUUGAAAUAGUCUUGCGAAAUAACUGUUCUACUCUGGGGUCUCUUGUCAUAAGACUGCUAUGGGGAGAUUUGUUGAAACUGUAUUUGCAUGGCGGCUGUUUUGUGUUGUAAGCUGCUAUAGUGCAGUGGUUCCCAACCUCACCACCUCCUGGGGCACUUGAAAAUUGCCGAGGUUCUUGACAGACCGCUUAAUGAUUUUUCUGCCCAAUUUAACAGUUGUAAUGUACUGUGUUAGAUACUAUAUGAUAUUUAAUUUUAUUUUUAUUGCUGCUUUUGUUUCUUACAGUAUUUUAUUACAGUUUGAAUUCCAUAGAAUUCCAGUUUUAAUACAAUAUAAGAAAUAAAAGCCAUAAUAUACAAUUAGAAAUCAAUAUACGUAUUUAAAGGAAUGACUUUGCCACCUCCCAUCUUCAGCCACAAAUCCACAGACACACCAAGACCACCUGAAUGAAGCUCAUUCAGGGGUCUGUGGACCACAGUUUGGGAACCCCUGCUAUAGUGCUUGAAAAAGUAACUUUGGGUUCUCUUUCUUCUAACAAGAUAUAUUGGGACUGUGUCUAUUAAAUUUGUAAUAUAUAUUUGUCUUAGGUAUGUUCCACCAGAACAAGCAAAAGUUGUGGCAUCUGUCCAUGCAUCUAUAUCUGGCUCCUCUGCUAGUAGUACAAGUAGUACUCCAGAAGUCAAGCCACUUAAAUCUCUUCUGGGAGAGUCUGCACCGGCACUGCACUUAAAUAAGAGCACACCUACACAAGUGAGUAGAGGGGCAAAAACUGUUCUUUCACACCCUACAGUUCUCCCGAAUUUCUGAUUUUUCCUCCUACUCUCAUUUCUUUUAGCCAUGCUGAAUCUCAGCCAGCCUUAUUGCUUGUUCAGCACUCGUAUCUCUUCUCUCAGAUAUUUGGAUCAUAUAACUGCUAUUCUGGCUGGAUGCAUUAGCUGCCUGUAUAUUCCCAGGCCUAAUUGAAAAUGCUCAUUUAAACUUGCAAAGCCUUACAUGGCUCAGGACUCCAAUAUUUAACAGAAUGCCUCUUCUGCUAUGAACCCAACCAUACUCUUAAGUCAAUAUUUGAGGCCCUACAGUUACCCCCUCUGAGAGAGGUUCAGAGCAUGAUGACAAAGGGCCUUUAUAGCAGUGGACCUUUGUCUGUGGAAUGCUCUCUCCAGCUAGGCAUUCCUGGCACCAACUUUGUUAUUCUUUCUGUGCCAGGUCAAAACCUUCCUCUACUCGCAGAGAGUUGGAGGGAUGGAAUGGUUGCACAGAUCCCUUAGUGCAUUAUCAGAUAGAAUAACUUAAUCUGGGUGAAAAGUAAAAUGGUGUGUCCUUCUACAUCAGGAAUAAAACCUUGGAUUAAUCUCUCUUCAUGUUUGUUUAGCCAACUUUAACUUGUUGUUUACAGUCUCCUGUUGUAAAUCGAUCUCAAGGACAGUCACAAGAAAAGAAACAGUUUGAUCUUCUCUCUGACCUUGGUUCAGACAUAUUUGCUGCUCCUGCUCCUCAUUCCACAGCCACAGCGAAUUUUGCUAAUUUUGCACAUUUCAACAGUCAUACAGGUAAUAGUCUUUUCCAUUCCUGGAUUUGUUACCGAUAACUGAUAUUGAAAUCCAGUCCCUACAAAUGCACGUAGUAUAGUUUUGUGUAGUUUUUUAAAAAAACUAUUUACCCAAUUUGCUUCAAUAAGAAUGGUUAAAUUUUCCACUUAGCUGUUACACUGAAAUUGCCACUUUCCCUUUACUGUUAAAUGUAAGCAGGAAACUUAGUCUGAAAAAGUGGACUGAUUUGCCUGUCAUAAUUCUGAAAUAACUGGCAAAUGGCAUUCCCUCACCAUUAUGAAAACCUUAGUUAUUGAAAUUGUGCACUAUUAAUUGUUUUAAACAUCUGGCCCUUCCAAUCUAUUAUCUUAGGAUCAUAAAUUGAGAAUUUAGUACUGGUAGUAUAGCUUAUAUGGAAUACCAAAUCUACAAUUAAAUUGUUCAUAGUGUUUUGCAUACAUUAUCUCAAUAAUCCUUACCACAACCUUGUAAGAUAGGUCAUUAUUCUUAUAUUGCAAAGGGAAGGUUGAAAGGAUAACAUACUGAGUAGCCUGAUAAUCAAGCACUUGACAGUUUGUAUAACUGAAUAUAUUAUACCAGCUCUCAAUUUAUUCGUUCACUUCUGUUUAUGCAAAUAGUUAUGUAUGGGAAAUGAGUACUAUUGGUUGCGUUUUAAGCAAAUGUAUUGGUGUGGCAUUCUGUGGUGAGUGGCCUUUACAGAAUGGGUGGAGAGCUGCCAGACCUUGAGCCAGAUUGGGCCUAUAUCAUAUCUGGAUCCUUUCUGCAUGGCCCAACCCCAUGCUUGUUUCAUUCAUAUGUCCUGACUGCAGAGGGAGACAGGUGACCUGGAGAAUUGCUCUGUCCCUCUUCCAGCAGCUUGCUCUGCUUCUGUACUGUCAGUAGAGGAAGAGAAGCUUCUUCAUCACUGGAUGAAAGUGAGCAGUAAGCACAGAAUGCAUACUAACUGCUUGGGAUUUCUAAUCCCAUGCUGAUUAUCGGGAAUUCCCUCUCAGGACUUCUCUCUUCCUCUUCCAUUCUCUGUGUGUGUAUGUGUGAGAAAUUAAAUAUACGGAUCGUAGGUGAAUUGGGUACAAUUUUAUAAGUGAAUGCUUGUCUGACUGCUCACAUUUGGGUCUGGCCACUGCUUGCAUGCAUUUCCCAACACCCCUGAGGUGUUGACUCAGAAGCAAGGAGGUUGGAUGAAAGGAGCAGAGUAGGCAAUGAACUAAGAGAAGAACUAGGAGGGAAGGAUAAAUGGAGAUUGUGCAUGAGGAGAGAAUAAUGUGCUUUGUUGCAGAAGGAGAAAGGAGUGCAUAUCAGACUUAUGAAAAGUCAGGGCAGUCAAAAGGAGUAACAAAUAAUGCAGGAACCAAAGGAAAAUAAAGUUGGAUACUUUCUACUGAAGAAAGAAGCAAUGGUGCAUGAUUGAUGGAAGGGAAGAGGCAAGAAAAGCUUUGAGGGCUGGAAACUAGAAUUGAGAGUGCCAAGGGUGAUAAAAGUUUUCCAAGUCCAGGCCCUGAUGGGAAUUCUAUGAACUCUGUUUUCUAUUGUUACUGAACCUCUGUGAUCUGGCAGUCUAAUGGAACAACAGAAAGAGGUGCUGAAUUUCAGAGUGGUUUCAACUCACUAGUUAACUCUUUGAUUGCAUGUUUCUGGAAGUGAUUAUAGGAACAAUAUAUUCAAACUUUGAUUAACCUUGUUGCAUCUCUGGACAACUUUGUAAUGUGUGCACUUUGUUACUUGCCUUACAUUCUCAAUAUUGUAAAGUGAUGGAAAUACUAAAAAUCAUAAUUUCUUUUGGCCCAAUAUUUGACAGUGUUGUUUGCCCUUCCUUUUGGAUUUUUCUCUUAAAAUUUAUAUUGGCUAUCUUGUCUUCUUUUACGGCUCAGUAACUUCUCAAAGGCCAGGACCCAGAGAGCUACCUUAGGUGAGCUCAAGGGGCUUGUGUAUACCCAGUGGGGUUACUGACUUUCCAUGGCAUAUUGCACAAUGCUUAUGAAACUCCUUCACAGUUUCAAGAGCUAUUUUUUUGUGGCAUGGAUAUUUUCUGUUCAAGAAACACCAAAAGCCUUGGGUGCACAGAACUUCUUGUAAGAUCACCAUGAUACAAGAUGAAGCUGUCUUAAAUGGAUGCCAUAGUAGCAGUGAACAAAGAUCCAACUGGCCCAUCACUCUAUCCAACAGAGACCAGGAGUAUAGUAUUGCAGUAUGAUGACAUCCUAAAAGAACUCCAAAUUGUGUGAGCUGGAAUUUGAUAGCUGUUUUUCUAUUUUUUAAAAAAGUGCAACUUAUUUAUUAUCAAUUACAAAAAAUGUGUGUUUGGAGGUAUUGUGAUCAGCAGAAGUGAUCUUUUCUGUGUUGCGGACCAGCAUGAGAGACAAACAUCAGUUCUAUGUAUCUUGCACAGAUCCCAUGGAAAUAACUAUAUUCCCAUUUGGAGGUUAUGUUUUCAAAAUUAUUUGUCCCAUACUUCAUAAGUGACAAUUUAUGUCAGUGGCAUGUUUGAGGUGCAGCUUUGCUACCCUCAAAGCCUGCCAUAAUCUGAUUCAGUUUAUGACCUAUUUUUUGUUUUCAUACCAUUAACAUGUUUUGUUCAUUUGCAAUUUACAGCGCAGAACUCUGCAAAUGCAGGUUUUGCAAACUUUGAUGCAUUUGGACAGUCUAGUGGUUCGAGUAAUUUUGGUGGUUUCCCCACAGCAAGUCAGUCUGCUUUUCAGCACCAAAAUACAGGUAGAAAUGCUCUAACAUUGUUAGCUUUCUUAAUGUAAACUAAUCUGGACACAAUUUAGAAUAUCUUAACUCUUUUCUUCAUCUAGUUGUCUUAACACACACACUUUGAAGCUCUGGGGAAACCUGUAAUGAAUGCUGCCUUUUGUUUGGUGUGGAUUGUGCUUUUUUCUCGCAUGAAGUUUUUGCCCUGUAGCUUCUUAAUUAUCCCUACACAUGAAAUAUUUGUGUCUUGUUUGUUGGCACUGUAGAAUAUUGGCUAAAUUAAAAAAUACUGCUUUCCAUAUUCCAAGUUGGUGAUAAAUACACUGCAACUAGAGAAGAAACUAAUUUAAUGUAGCACAAGUACAUUAUUCGAUCACGCAAAAAAAAUAAAUCUCAUGUGUAAGGGCUACUGCUUUGCUUUUUCUUUAAUUUUGGUCAUGUUGUAUAAUGUUUGCUUGUCUUGAUCUAUGGCUGACUUAUUUCCUUUUUUCCUUUUCCUUUUUUAAGUGUGUUGUCUUAAGAUUUUCUUUUAAAAUUUUGUUUUUCCCUUUUGUUAACUUUAACCCCUCACACAAUUUCUGGCUGUCCAGCGUUCAGAACGCUUUCAUCUAGCUGCAGUUUUGGUGAAUUUACUACUUCCGCUUUCCCUCUCCAGGCUGUGCGCAGUAAGUUCCACCAAGGUGGGAAACUCAGCUCACUUCAUUUACAAUUCCUUUCUUUCUUCUUUUCAUUUUCAUGUCAAGCUUUUCUUAUUAGCCAUUGAAUUAAAAGAUGUUAGCUUGUAGUUUACUAGAGCAGCACUUGAUUGAGACCUCCUAAUAUAAACAGUUGGAGUCAAAGUUAAAAUGGUUUUCUUUUUCCUGCAAAUUGAAAAUGUCACUGAACUAUCAGCAUUUAUGAGAAUCUACUAACUUAAGGAUAGCUAUAUGAAACCUGGUCAGUAUCUCAUAAUUGGAGUUUUGAGGUAUUAAGGAUGGAAAUUUUAAUGACAAAUUUUGUAGAACCCACACAAACUGAUCUCUCAAAUGUUGUCAUGAGUCAGGUCACCCAGUGGCAGUCUUUUGUGAGGAAAGAGGCUGUAUAUGCUGUUACCUUCAACAGUGGAAUCAGAUAUUCGUCAGUAGUUAAGGACCACUUGGUGGCAGCCUUUGAGUGGAAUCUCUUUCAGUUUAAAUUUGUAAACAUUAAAUGCAUGGUUGUCACAGGUACUGAUGUGGAUUUUAUUUUAUUUUUAAAAUGUGGUGCUCACUCCUUCUACGCCUUUCAGCUAUCUUUGUUCAUCAAAGAUAGCAAUAGGAUGUGGGGUGCCCACAACAGUAGUCCCUGGGAAGAAAGAAAUUAAGGUCACAAUAAAGCCUCAGGAUCCUUUGUGUUUACUUCUUAACUUGAUAUUUCUGCUUCCCUGUCAGAAAUAAUCAAAGUAUGAUUAGUCAAAGGAAUUCUUAUUUAACUAAAUUUGCAGCAGGAGAGACAAUAUUAAAAUACUUGCUGCUUAUGUGAAUCGUUGAGGUUAGCCUUGUUGCGACACCUACUCUUGCAGCACUCUGCUAUAGCACUGGUAAGCUAGGGCUUUUAGAUUUUGGAAAUAAAAACCGGCUAUUUUAACCAAGUGAAAACCUGGCCAUAGGAGAAGCUUCUUGAAAUUUGUGACCCUUUAAACAUGUCCGCACAUGGCCACCAAUAGUAUUUGAAGAGACAUUCAUUGAGCUUGAAAGUAUCCAUCAUGUUUAACUUAUUUUGUUACAGGUGGGAGCGCUGGAUCAGUGAAUGCUAACUUUGCACACUUUGAUAACUUCCCCAAAUCCUCCAGUGCUGAUUUUGGAGCCUUCAGUGCUUCUCAGAGCAACACAACUGCAGCCAGUAAAGCUGCAGUGAAUAAACCGAACCUCCAGUCAGCAGAUAAAUAUGCAGCUCUUGCUAAUUUAGAUAAUAUCUUCAGCACAGGGCAAGGUACUAAUUCUUAUUCUUUGACCUGUUCUCUUACACUAUUUAUCUUGGCAGUAGUGGUGUUCUGUUAUGUUCUAGUAGGCAUUUAUUUAUGAAACGUUUAUAGACUUCCUUUUGGCCCUCUUAAGGGCUCCCAAGGCAGUUUGCAUAAAAAAAAACCCUAACCCCCCUAAAAUCUUGAUACAAUAAAAAUAUGAGAACAGUAAAACCACUAUUAAAACAAAUGAAAAAACAAUAGACAGCAAAAUAAAAACUAAAAAUAAAUAAAGUCUGAUGAAAUUAAAAUGUUUUGAUUGUUUACCUAAAAUGUUUCUGAUUGCUAUACACCAUAUAAACUGAUAGCCUAUUGCUUGAAAAUGUGAUACACUGGCAGUCGUGCAAGCAUUGUAGAUCUGGAAAAGGAAAAUUAGUGCAGUAAUAGUGGUCCCUACUCUAUUCAGUUGUUUCCUCCAUCCACACCAGGAUCCAGAGCACCAUUUAUAUUCUGUCAGUUAUCUGGUGGUGUUAUGUCACUGUGUAUAUAGGUGAUGACGCAUUUGAUUUGACUGAGGACAAAGCUUCCAAGGAAAUACAUCUCUUUCAGUGUAGUUAAUACCAUCAGAGAACUCAAAAUGUGGUCAAGUUGGUGAUGCUAGAAAUAGAGAUCUUAGAACCUGAAUAUUUUUUCAACUUUUCUUCUACUUUCCCUGCUUAUUUUUGUAUCAAUGUCACAAUGUAUUUUUGAUCCACAAUGCAUAAAAAACCCUCUGAUGCAGUUAUAAAAAUGAACUUGUGGAGAUUUAUGAGUUGCAGUUAUUAUAUCUCAUAUUUUCGAAAGGCAAAGUAGCCUUAAAGUUCACAAGGGACCAUCCAGCCAGGUUCCCUUCAAGCUUAAAAAACCAGAGUAGAAAUGUCCACUCACAACAGCUGCUGAAUGGUCACCCAUCAUUCGGAAAUUUGUGCACCAAAACUGCAAUUUCCAGAAAUAGAUGACUAGCUGACUUCAUGUGGUACAAUGUUCCAGAGUUUCUGUCCAUCUUUUCUUCCAAGCAGGUCAGGGUAGCAUAGAUGGAUCUCUUGCUCCUGCUCCCUUGCCUCUCAUUGCAACCUUGUGAGCUGGGUUGUUUAAAUUGUUUUAUUGUAAUUUUAACUUUGUAAGACACCCAGGUAUCAAUCAAUCAAUCAAUCAAUCAAUCAAAGAAAGAGGGUUGUGAAAUCAGAUAGAGAACUUGAUGGCUGAAUGGGGAUAUGGCAGAAUAGGUCUUCCUGGUUCUAAUCUGACACUACAACUACUGCACCACACUGGCUCUUGGGUCUCUCAUACCCUUAUAAAUUCUAUCGAGUUUCAAAUAAAGUAGAAAUAUGCCUAAAGCUGAACAUCUAUAAUAAAGGAGGUGUUUGGAAUGCAGUACAGUAUUUCAAAAUAAGUUCAAAGUCCUCUGUGGGAUACAUUUCUCAUUAACCUAGAGCUAUGGGUCCACUAAGAAUCAGAAAUACUCUAUUAGCCCAAUAUGAUAUAUAAGCAAAAAAAAAAAAAGGCUUAGGGUUAUAAAUAUAUCUUAAAAAUAUAAAAUUGCUGUAUUCCUUUUAUUAUGCCUUCUGUUUUUUGUGUUGGUGGACCUUGUUGUACACUGCCCUGAUAUUUUGUAUGAGGGGUGUGGUGUAUAAAUAAAUAAAUAAAUAAAUAAAGGAUAAUAGUACAAGUUAACUGUUAGUAUUUAAUAUCAGCUUUUCCCUGGCCAGCUCUGCAACCAUUUGGUUUCUUUAUUUCCUGCAGCUAAGCUAGGAAAAAGCCUCUUAACAAUGAGGAAACUAGCCGAAGCCUCAUCCUGAUCUCAUUGGGCUCUCAAACAGUGGAUUGUGUCCAACUAAGUUUUUCCUCAGAGUAGACCUAUGGAAAUCAAUGGACCCAUGUUGGGCAUAUUAAUUUCGACAGGUCUACUUUGAGUAGGACCAACAUUGGAUACACUUGCCCUGGGGUCCUUUGAAGGAAUGUGCAGGAUAUAAUCUUAUAAAAUAAAGUUCAGUAAUUUGAGGAAUGUACCCUCCAAUUGAGGUUAAGGACUCAAAGGCUUGUGAAUGUGCGUAUCCUAAGCAAAAAAUUACAGCCUUUAACUGUACUCUAAUUUUUAAGAUUUUCAUGAUGUUAGAAGUUUAACACUACAGAGAAUAACUUGUGUUGAACUGUUUGGGAUGGAAGCUAUGUAAUUGAUUAUUGGGUAUGUAGGUUUCAUUUUCUUUGUUCAGUAUCAUAUUAAAGUUGCAAUAUGCUAGACACAGAUACAAAAAAUGAUGCACAUUUAUUAGGGCAAAAUCCAGUGGUGUUUGUGUGUCAGCAGAAGAAACACCACUAUGCAAUGAGAUUUCUAAUGCCUCCCUGCGAGCCUCCCAAAUUUUCUCUGGAGGGUUCAAGGAUGCUCUGGAGCAGACGAAGGGAGCAGGGCGGAAAGAAAGGAAGGCCUGUUACAUAAUCAGAAACCUGCUUGUGUAAUGCUGGAGUUUGCCACAAUUUCUUUUCAUAUCUUUAGUCAAUCAUCUUUUUGUUUUCUAGAUAUUAAAUAUAAAAGGGUUCACUUUGAAUGGCUGUUACCAUGUGAAAAGCCAUUCACAUGCAGUGACUCUUCACUUGUCUCACACUACCACAGCGAUUUUGGAGGUAGUGUUUGAUCUGCUUACUUAGGUUCUACAUAUGAAUAGCAGUUAAAGCAAGCAUCCACAUGGCAUUCCUAACAUGUAUGCUGGUCUUGCAUGAGCUGAUUGUAUUACAUUGAACAGGUCAGCCUAUGUCCAUGUGUGACUUUCAGAAAGUGCUCCUGACUUGGGACUCUCUUUUAAUGUUCAUAUUUCUGAAAAUGAGGUGAAUACAAGGUUUGGUUUGAUACAAUAUGUUGAAUAAAGUUUAAUGCUGCCAUGGAGAAGGUUUGCAUUUGCUGGGAGCAUGACUUUCUCUAAUUUUAAAGAAAAUGGAAAAGCAUGGUUGCAACUCUCUAAUAGUAGGUUGCUCAACAAAAAAAUGUCAUCUCAGUUAUUGCUAACUUAAGCUCUAAAGAAAUCUACUCUGUGCAUUUUUAAUCUGGUCUCUUUCUUCCUAGGUGGUAGUGAGCCAGGAAGUGGCUUUGGUGCUGCCCAUACAGUACCAGCAGGUCCCACUGUGUCAGCCCCAAGCCAGCCAAGUGCAUCUUCAGACAAGUAUGCAGCUCUAGCAGAAUUAGACAGUGUGUUCAGCUCCACAGCAACCUCUAGUAAUGCAUAUACUUCCACCAGUAAUGUUAGCAGGUACUCUUUCUUGAUAGAAGUUGUUGUAAACCAGUCAUGUUUACAAAUGGCAAAAAAAAUGAAAUGGUAAAAUUUUGAAGUGCAGACAUUUUGUGAAAACCCAUAGUUUAAAAAUUGCAGUUGCAUUGGGAGUUUCGGCUUCAGUGGGAGGUUGAAGAGGUUGAUUGGCUUACUCAGAUGAAAGGUUUUAAACAAGCUAUAAGUAUCGCCAACUCAAAGUAGGAAGAAUAAAAAUGUAACAAAUAUUCUGGCAAAAGGGGAAAACGCUUUCAGUAUUCUCAGUGCUUUAGGGCUGCAUUCCUAUAGACACUUACUUGGAAUUAAGUCUUGUUGAGUUCAGUGAGGCUUACUUCCAAGAUAAAAUUAGGAUUGCUUUAAAUUGUUUUCAGGGAUAAGCCAUUUGUAUGAAUAUUUUUAUUGGUUAUAAUGGCAUAAUUGGUUCAAAUCUUUUCAUAGAGAGAGGUUUGCAAUGUCAAAAGAAAUUAAAUAUAUUAUUAUUGUAACUGUCUAGAAGUGCAAGUUUCUGCUUGAACCGUAAUUAAGUUUAUUUUGUUAUACAGCUGUGACUACUUUUGGCUACUGGGGAAAACAAAUUCUGAUCUAGCACCAGUUAGCUUUUGACUUGUGGUUUAAGUUGAACGAAAUGGAACCAACCCCCCCGCAAAAUGUGAUUUAACAGCCUCCUAUGUUUUCACAUGCAGUAAUUAGCUGUAGGUGUCUUAAUUGUUAAGUAACUGACUCUGAUCUUGAUGAAUGUGAAUUAUUUCCAGUAAUGCUUUUGGAACAGUACCAGUGGGUGCUAAUACACAGACACAGCCUGCGUCAUCAAGCGUUCCUGCUCAGUUUGGAGGUAUUGUAAAACAUUACUAAGCCAUAUUGCUAACCUGUGUUUGAGAGAUUCAGCUGCACGACCCCAUUUUUCCUGUUCCAGUAGCUAUGCUCUACAUCUUGAAGGCAAAUGUGCCUAGCCGUGCCAGGCUCCUCUUUAACCAGGAAAUGAUAAAAAUAUGUCUUAAACAUAAGAGUUAUCAUGCUGUUUUCUUUUGAUAGGCAAUUUGAGGGAUGUAUAGUGUGUUAAAAAUGUCCAUUCUUAAUUUUUCAGCAACACCAUCCACAAAUCCAUUUGUGGCUGCCCCUGUAGCCGCAGUAGCACCUUCAACGAACCCAUUCCAAACCAAUAGCAGAGCAGCAACAGGUUAGAAAAAGAAAACAUGCUAUGCAUUUGUUUGAUAGCAAUUAAUGUUUACCUUCUGGUACUAUAGAAUUUUAACUUUGAGGCAGACUAACAUGCUAAAUAUAGUUAAGCUCUUAUGAAAUCAAAUGCAGGCGUCUCCCCACUUAUGCGGGGGUUAUGUUCCCGGGGACCACACAUAUACGUGAAAUUGCAUAGAGUGGGGAGCAGCAUCUAAGAAGCCUGUAAACACUGUCUAAACCACUGGAAACCCUUGAAAAACCUCCCUACAAACCUCCUUUCUCAAACUCAACUUUCCACAGGCCUCAUAGGUUGGUGCAAAGGCUCAUGGGAUUGCUAGCCAUUUUCCUGAUCUUUUUGCACCAUUUUUGUAGUUUUCCUGCUCUUUUUCAGGAUGUUUUUGCUCUUUUUACACCUUUUGUGGUUGAAAUCAAUUUAUUUAAUUAUUUCCCAGUGUCAUGCACAUACACAGUCGCAUGUAAGUCAAAUUUGUGUAAGUGGGGAGACGUCUGUGCUUUUGUUGUAGCUUUAUCAAUCUGGGACAGACAAUUAGGAGCAGGGAACAUAGAUAAGUCCAGAUAAAAAUCUUCCACUUCCUGCUUUUUAAAGUAUAAAUUGAAUUGUUUAUAUAUUUGUGUUUCAGACAUUUGCAUUGUGUUGCUACUUUUAGAACACUUAAUCUUUGUAGUUCAUUUAACAUAUAUAAUGUAUGCAAUAAAAUUUACACAUUUAUCCUUGCGGCUUUUGGGCCCUUGUGCACAUUAAAACUUGUAUAGUUUCUUUAUUAGAGGAAUGAAUUUGACAAGUGACUUGCACAUAGUCUAUGAAGUAUUCUGAAUUUUUAAACGGUGUUUAAAUACUGGCUAUUUUAUCAUGCAAAAAUAUUUCUGCGAGAAGUUGUUUAUAAAUCAUUUGACACUGUCUGGUCUCUUUGUGACUUCCCAUAAGGCCUCUCAGGAGCAAUGCACUCUCAUAUAUUUCCUCAGGCUCACUUUGGUAGGUGGCCACAUUUUAUAUGAGCUUCAUGUGGCUAACUGUCCAUUUGCUUGUGAUAGCUUAUUGCCAGUUACUGGUUUCUCUGCAUGUACGACUUUUUCAACCCUCCUUCCAUAUUCUGAAAUGGAGUGGGCAUGGAUGGUGAUGCACCUGAAAUACAUGAUGACGUUACUCGGUGUAAAUGUUAAUACAUUUUACACCUCGCUCCUAAACACACAUACUCAAAAGUACAUGCCAUUUAUUUCGUUGGGACUUGCUGUCAAGUAAGUGCGUUUAGGAUUGUAAGCGGAAAUUGUUAUCUUACGUCCAUGGUCACGUUAGUAGGUGCUUAAAAUGAGUGGAGUUUUGAAGCUUGUGUUCAUAGUAGCUCAAGUGAAAUGAGUCAUAGCGCCAAACCAUUUUGCCACAAUGUGUUUGGCUUUGCUGUUUUAGCAAGCUUCACUAUUAAGUAUCCUCUCUGCUAAUAGUAGCUUGUGUAAGUUCUGUCAGUGCACUAUUUGUAUCUUGUCUAUUUUUCUAGUCAUGUGUGGCCUCCUUAUUUCACAAUUCCCUUCCGUUAACUCUUAUGCCAUGUAUUUCCUGGCUAGCCAUAACUAUUGAUGGAUGUGAUGACAUAAAUCUGUGCCAGAUCUCAACAACAAAUUCCUUGGAAGCGUCAUUCUAAAUCUGUAAAUAAAGCAAAAAUAGUUCCUGGUUCAGUAAAAUAAUGUUCUAGAAAUUCUUGUGAGACUUUUAUAUGUCUAGUAAUAUUAGGUAUAAAUUAAUUACUAGACUGUUUCACAUGCAGUGCUGCCACUGAAAAAUAUUUUUCUUUACUGUGACCCGAGUUAAGAGUUUUCUUGAGUAGCACCUCCUCAAAAAUCAGCUUGAAAGGGCAGAUAGAUCAGUUGUCAAAGUAAAAAUUUCACUGAGGUAGCCAAUGAAGCUGCUCUUGAAUCUUGACAACUGCUGUGUAUUGAACAGAAUGUAAUAGUGGUUUGCACCUCAGUGAACAGCAGCAGUGUUCUAAUGCUUUCUGCUCAUUCUUUCCUUGUUAAAUUAUUUCUGAAAGUGCUCUUGAAUUACUGAGCUAAAUGGCUCCAUUGCACUUUUGAAAUUAGGUGCUUUUUCCUGCCCUUUUAUCUUGAAAUUAGCUGCCUGCUUUGUAUUUUUGUCCCCUCCAAAUCCUUUCCAUCUAUCUUGUAUUCACUGAAAAUCACAUCCUGAUUGCCUGUUAUAUCUAGUUUCCAUGUUCUGUUUUUUAAAAAAACAUUUGGAAAUAUCUAGGCAGAGAUACUGGCUAAUGUUAUGUUGUCAAAAGGAACAGGCCCAAUGAAUUUUUGGCCGUGUUCUUAGAAAAUCCAGAAGCUUAAUAGUUUUAAGGCUAGCCAUGUGACUGGCUGCUUCAUAAGGGAUUCUGAGGAUAUGCGUGACUUCACAGAAAAAUCAUAGCUCAAAAAUAAUUGAAUGCUUACAUUUCCCUUACCAGCAGCAACAUUUGGCACAGCAUCCAUGAGCAUGCCUGCAGGAUUUGGAACAACUGCCUCAUACAGUCUUCCUACUAGCUUUAGUGGUAACUUCCAGCAGCCUGCAUUCCCAGCCCAGGCAGCCUUUCCUCAGGCUGCUUUCACUCAGCAACCAAAUGGUAAAUGCUUGCAUGUUACAUUUUGUUUUAGCUGAUGGGAGUAUACAAUAGUAGCUUAAGAAUGUCUUGGAAGUUGAGACUGUUUAUUUCAAGAGAAUUUGCCUAUACUGUGUAACAUCAAUUGAAUGUUACAUUGCUGCUUCAGAAUAUCACUGGUGGUAUAACGUUGGUGCAGGGAGGAGGGUGGGGAGAGUCACCUGAGCAGCGUAUUUUAUAUUCUCAUGUUCUUUGUCCUUAGACACAGAAACAAUUGUUGUGAAAUUUAUUCUACUAGCAUGAGCUGUUUUUAUUGUGCAAAUAAUUUCUGUCAGCCUUCCUUUUCUUUUAUAAGGAAAAAAGUGUUAUAAUUUCUAAAUAAGUUGUGUUUGGCCCUAGCAAAACCAGGUUACACCUAAGUUGCUACUUAACAAACACAGGGAAUGUAUUCAAGAUGAUACUCUGAAUCUUUUCACUUAAAGAAUCUGGCAACUAUACUACUGCAUGAUUAAAUAGAAACUUAGUUUCUGCAUAAUUUUAUACUGUGAAGUUUGAAUGUGCCUUUAUGUCAGAAAAACAUACAUGUUUCAUAGGCUUUGCUAGCUAUCAUUUUUAUAUUUCAGACACACCUAGGAUCCCAGCCUUAAAGGACUGGGCACAAGAGAAACUAAGAUGGUUGUAGUAAGCCAGGCUUCCUCAACCUCGGCCCUCCAGAUGUUUUUGGUGUACAACUCCCAUGAUCCCUAGCUAGCAGGACCAGUGGUCAGGGGUGCUAGGAAUUGUAGUCUCAAAACAUAUGGAGGGCCGAGGUUGAGGAAGCCUGUAGUAAACCCUUCUGAGUGCACAGAGAGCAGUUCAGGUUGUAUUUUUAAUUGACAUGAUUUUGUUGAAGAAACCUACAGUAGGGAAGCAAGUCAACUAAGUGAUUAAGUCCCAUUGUUUAGAUUGGGAUCAGAUAUUUUAUUGAGUUUAAUUGCUGAGAGCAGAGUAUGUGCACAGUGUGAUACUUGGUUACCAGUCUAAAUUUAACUUCUGAUAUUUUAUUACAAAGGAGCCGGCUUUGCUGCAUUUGGACAGGCAAAACCAGUAGUAACCCCAUUUGGGCAAGUUACAGCUGUUGGAGUAUCUAGUAAUCCUUUUAUGGUAAGUGAGCUCUGGUGAUAUGGUAGUCUAGAUCAGGGGGUAACUUUUUCUGUCAUUAUUGACUUGGAUUCAUGAGACAGUUCAGUUGGGAUGGAGCAGGGGGCCAUGCUCUUGAUGCUUGUAAUUUUAUAUAUUUGGAGUCAUAGCUGAUUCCAAAGGGAUACAAAAAAGUAAAACUUUCACCUCCCCAUCCUGUUUCACACACUCAUCUGUGUACAUUUGCUCUAUGCUGUUAGCUCUUUUCCUCUUGUGCCUUUGCUAAAAAUGUAUUAUAGGCAGUUGGCCCAUCUAGAGGAAAUGGAAAAAUUAAGUUUUGUCCAGAUGGUAUGCUUGGCAUGUGGCUUUUUGUGUGAGACUUCUCUUUUGUUUUCUUUAGGCAGGUGGACCAGCAGGGCAAUUUCCAACAGGAAGCUCAUCAACCAAUCCUUUCUUAUAGCCUUAUAGACACUUUACCUAAAAGAACUCUUAUGUGAUCACACAACAUCUCUGCGCCUCUUGCACUGUUGUCUUGUUUCACUGAUCUUAGCUUUAAACACAAGAGAACUCUUUAAAAAAAAAUAAAAAAGCCUGCAUUGUGUAUUAAAACCAAGAAACACCAGGUAAUGUGCAAAACAGGGGCCAUGGAAACAUCUUUUUAUCUGUGCGUUGGCAGGAGAAUGUUAAUGGUAUCAUGUAUUUUAAAAUUGGCUAAUAAGUUAUUGCAGAUACCACAUUCAUUAUGCUGCAGUACUGUACAUAUUUUUUCCUUAGGAAUUAGUUAUUUGUGCAUAUCAGUAUUUGUAACUUUUAACACAUUGUUAUGUGAAAAACGUUACUGGGGGAAAUAGAUCAGUCACUUUAAGGUGCUGUCGUAUCUCUUGGAAUGAAUGGCCUACAUCAUUUUAACCACUGCUGUUUGGAGUUAUGAGUUCAAAAUUGAAGGUUUUAUUCAUUUCUUGGAGUGUUUUUCCUUUCCUAAAGAGCUCUUCUAUUUAUACAUGCCUAAAUUCUCUAUAAUGUAGAGGGAUACCUGUCUGCAUAAUAAAGCUGAUCAUGUUUUGCUACAGUUUGCAGGUGGAAAAAAAUAAAUAUUAGAAAAAAAGUGUUUGUCUUUGUCGGCAUUUGCACUAACCAAUUUUGUUAAAUCUUUAGGAAUCCUUCCAGGAUGCGUUUCCACAGCUGCUUAUGGUAAUGUUGAAAAAUCUCCUGGUGAUCAGCCAAUAAAGCCUGUGCACAACAUUAUAUAGGUUUACAGAUGUCACAAGACCAGUCAGCCGCACGUGUCACUUACUCUUUGAUAGUUUGUGUGAAAGAGGGGGAAGAGAAGGUGACACAGUGAGCCCUGAGAGGAAAACAGAUGGGGGGGGGGAGCCGCGGGAAUCCAAAAGGUGUGUGCGUAUAAAGAGACUGCCACCUUUCAGUGAGCAGUAGAGUGGAGAAGCCAUCUACAAAUCAGGUUGCAUGAGGGGAAAACUGUGAGUCCCACUUCAUUGCAAUGAGCUGCAGGAGUAGGCUGGAGUGAGGAAGGAAAGCUCUGUAAUAAUUACAUAUGUCAAGGAAUGGGGAAGGGAUUAGCAAGGAAAGGAAUGAGCCCUGUUAUCUUGAAGUAUCUCACUUAAGAUACUCACUGCCUUCAGUGAGCUGCCCACUUCUUUACUCUGGAGCUCAUGAGACAUUUUUUGUGGCUCAUGGAAAAUAUCAAAUAAAAUAUCAAACUGUCAUUAUUUUGAACACUAUAGCUAAUCUGAUUUUAGAUGGGCAGUACAGAACCUACUUAACUUCUUGCUCAGUUCUAUUCAUGAAGAAUCCCACUCUGGUGGGGACACACAUUGUUUGAUUUAUUGAUCUAGGCUUGUAUCCCAUGCACUGCAAGCAAAACUCUGCUUGUGCAAUAGGCCUUCCCUUCCCUUUCCUCCAUGCCUCCCAAAUCUACUCUGGAGAGUCCUCCAACCCAGAGCUGAUUUUGAGGGCAUGCAGAAAACUGCAGGGAAGAGGAAGGAAAAGUUCUAUUCUGGAAGUGGACAACUCUGCAUUAACAGAACCAGAGUGUUGGAUGUCGCCCGAGGUUUCUGUUAAACUUAUUUUGAGAUCUCCAUGACAGGAUGCAAGAACUUAAUAGGCCUUAUUAGAGGCUAGAUACCUGUUGCGAUAGUUUGUGACUACUUGAAUCAUAGCAGCAGUUUGCUCAACAUAUCCUGUGUAUUUUGUACAAUACUCAUUGAAGGUUAGAGGGUUUUACUUUAAUAUGUUGACUCUAAGCUUCUGUAAUGGUAAUAAACAAAAGUUCUGUAUUUUA
Podarcis lilfordi (Lilford's wall lizard) is the source of this 29836-nucleotide messenger RNA. Lineage: Eukaryota; Metazoa; Chordata; Lepidosauria; Squamata; Lacertidae. The record is from the annotation of a GenBank genome assembly.